This is a messenger RNA of Enhydra lutris kenyoni (northern sea otter), 2714 nucleotides long. RefSeq names its product neuropeptide FF-amide peptide precursor. Lineage: Eukaryota; Metazoa; Chordata; Mammalia; Carnivora; Mustelidae. The transcript is spliced from 3 exons. Bases 2283 to 2624 code for a protein of 113 amino acids. Gene Ontology annotation, molecular function: G protein-coupled receptor binding; neuropeptide hormone activity. Gene Ontology annotation, cellular component: axon terminus; dendrite; perikaryon. The record is from RefSeq and is a predicted model, not a curated record. Gene Ontology annotation, biological process: excitatory postsynaptic potential.
AGUGUAAACAUAACUUUUAUAUGCACUGGGAAACAAAAUUCAUUUGACUCCCAGUGCGUUACUUGCUUUAUUGUAGUGGUCUGGAACUGAACCAGCAGUAUCUCCAAGAUGUGCCUAUGCCUGCCAAGGGAGAGAGCAGUCCCCUCCCUCCUGGACAUAGGAAGUUAGCUAGACCGGACCCUUGCUGAAUUGAGCCUCAGCUCAGGUCCACUUGUAAUUGAUGAUCAGGGAUACUAGGAGAGUCAGGGUUGUGAACAUUUAUUAGCUGCUCUAUGCUAGAUGGAACACAAGACACUUUGUAUUCAGUAAGUCAUUCACUUUUCGCAACAACCUGUUAAUAACAGGAGUAGUUGCCUCAUUUAAGAUGAACUAAGGUUUCAGUUAAGACAUUUGCCAAGGCGCACAGUAAAGUGCCGGAGCUGGGGUGAAAACCACUCCGAGCCCAGAGCCAUUCUGUGCAGUCCCGAGGCCCACACCCGCUCACAGCCCUGCUCCUCGGGACUGCUGUCAGGGAAGAACAGAGAAGGACCUUGAUGUGGCAUAGGAUCCAUUUCCCACAGAAAAACCCAUGGACUGGAUCGUCCCUUUUAAGAAGCAGUGAAAUUCCAGAAUGUAGUGAUGAGGACCGCCAGGUUCUGUGCUUGGGACCAGCUGGGGAACAAAGCAUACAGAAGGGUUCACCCUAGCUUAGGCCGAAUUAGUAUCUAAAACAUCCAGAUGAACCUGCUCUAUUCUACCUCCCCAAAAUUAUGAAUUGGUUUCUAGAUGCCUUGCUUUAAAGGGAGCAGGGGGGAUCCCCUUAAGACUGCAGAGUGGAAGGGGGAUAUCUGUCUUCAGAUACAUGGAAAGCUUACACACAUGAAAGAUGUGCAGUGUUCUAUAACUUCAUGGGAGCCAGCUUGGUUCUCAGGUAAGCCUGCUUGAUCACUGUCUCAGGAGACAAGUUCACUGGGACUUGUGUAUGCAGGGGCAGCACUGCUAACGCUUUUGAGGACACUUGCUCUGUGCUAGAUCCUGUGCUGGGUGGAUUACAGGAAUUAUCUCAAAUAAUGCCCACCCUAGAAAGUAGUUCCUUUCAAUGUUGCCAUGUUUUAGGUGAAGAAACUGCAGUUUAGAGAGCUUGCUUGCCCAAGACUGAUGCACAGGCUCUUGGCACCAUGGCCGCUCUGCAGCAUAGAUAGGCUGGAGAACCACACUGGGGUCGGGAGGCCAGGCACUGAUGCUCAGGAAGGGAUUCUAAGGUCAGAAGGAAAAGUGAACCAGAUGACUUUAAAGGACUCCUGAGGAAAAACGAUUUUUGCCUAAAAAGGCAGGAUUCUUGUCGCCUGCCCUCACAGGUCGGAGCCAGGCAGAGGCUGGGGUGACUAGAAGGAGGUGAACAAAACCAGAUACCAACCCUAGUAUCCUGCCCCUGCCUUUCGGGGACCCCUUAGAGUCAGGGCGGUAGGAACCUCCAUCUACGUAGCCUCACCCCUCAAAGAGCAGAGACAGGAAAUGGCCGGCCCUGACAGUGUCAAGCUGUGGCCACAGGGUGGCAGCAGAGUGCUUCAGCUGUAAAGGAUGGCGGCAGACGCCCAGGUGAGGCAGAGCCUGAGUGGGGCUCCCCCGUGAGCAUGGGGCUUGUGUCCAUGAUGGGGAGCAAUCCCCACUUUCUGUGGACUCUGAAACCUUUUAGUCUCCUUCUGUAUCCCACUUUCCUAUCCACAGGCAAAUGUCAGAGGAGUGUCUCCAUUUUUAUCCCCCCAAAGGGCACAUAGGCAAGGGGAUGAAGGGGCUGGAUGACCCCGCGGCAGCCAUAGUCACAAGAGGGACCAGGCUGGGUCAUCCUGGCUCACUCUAACCCUGGCUCUUCCCUCCUUUCCUCUGUUCCAAGACAUGGUGCCUAGACCUUCUUGACAAGACUUCAUGCUUUUACUCUCAAGUUAGGAAAGCGAGGAGGUGAUCGAUUGGAACUCUCGAAACUGUUGAGGAAUUGGGGGUUCUUGAAGGCCCCCUAGGGCCUGGCUCUGACAAAGCAUCUGCAAUUAAUGAUGCUUCUUGAGCUUUGGAGACAGAAUUUAUGCAUCUAAUAAAGUCUGUAACUCCAGCCUUAGGGGCUGGGGGCCCGAGGCUGGGAGCAGGAAGUCCCAGAGGUGCCGUGGGAGGGGCUCCCAGGCGGCUCCUCAUUGAGCGAUGCAUUUCCCUCGCCCGCUCUAGACUGCCCCUCAGGCUACCGCGGGGUGGGGGGCCGGGCCACCGCAGGUAUAAGAAGCGGGUAUGGCUCCAGGAAGGCAGAUGGCAGCAUGGAGCCCAGGCGGGCCGCAGUGCUGCUGAUGGUGCUGCUACUAACAGACGGAGGCUGUGCUGGAGGACCAGGCGACGGAGGUGAAGACCAGAUCUUCAUGGAGGAAGACAGCGGAGCCUACCCACUGCAGGAGGUCCAGACCCCUGGGUCACUCUUGCGCUCCCUGCUCCAGGCCAUGCAGAGACCUGGCCGGAGCCCAGCCUUUCUGUUCCAGCCCCAGAGGUUUGGCAGAAACGCCCGGGGCUCCUGGAGCAGCGAACAGCUGAGUCCCCAAGCCAGGGAGGGGCUCAGCUCCCCCUUCUGGAGUCUGGCUGCCCCUCAGCGCUUUGGGAAGAAGUGACCUGUCAUCCCUUGAUAUGUAUGCAUGCAAAGCUCCCAACUACAAGGGCCAGGCCUCCCCUCCUCCCCUAAUAAAGCUGUGGCUUCUGAA